AUGUUAUCUACGAUUGAUCUUUAUCGAGAUAUAAUUACUGAUAUGUUCAGAUGUAAAGGAAAUAUUGGUAUAACAAGUAAACAAAGAAAAAAAUUAGCACAUCUUGAGCUUACCACUGAUCAAUGGGAUCUGAUAAAAUUACUAAUUGCUUUAUUAGAACCAUUCUAUUCAGCUACCAAAGCAUUAAGUACCACCCAGCAUCCAACAAUUGGUUCUGCCUUGUAUCUUAUUCGUAGAUUAGAAGAAUAUUUAGAGAAAUUCGAAGAUAAUUUAAUAUUAAAUGCUUUGAAAGCCAAGGUAUUGGUGAAAUUUCAGUACUAUAUGUUUGACGAUACAGAUCAAUUUAAUACGCUAAAAAUGUAUGGAUAUUUUGAUCCCACGGGAGUUUCGGUUCUCACUAAAUUGGAACAAACUUCAGUUGAAAAAGAAUCAAUAAAAAUUUACAAAAAAAACUUUGAAUCAACAGCACCAUUGUCGACAACAUCAUCAGGAAGUCAACAUACAAUACCAAGAGCUAAUAAUAUUAACAAAUCAUGGGAAGCAUUUCUUAAAUCCAUGAAUAAAGAAUUACAACAAGAAGUAUCAACAACAUCUUCUAUUCAUGAUGAAUUCAAACGUUAUCGAAAUCUGGCUACGAAAUUGUAUGUAUAA
Rotaria sp. Silwood2 is the source of this 651-nucleotide messenger RNA. The record is from the annotation of a GenBank genome assembly. NCBI's taxonomy places the organism in Eukaryota, Metazoa, Rotifera, Eurotatoria, Philodinida, Philodinidae.